Molecule: messenger RNA, 1174 nt
Organism: Misgurnus anguillicaudatus (oriental weatherfish)
Lineage: Eukaryota; Metazoa; Chordata; Actinopteri; Cypriniformes; Cobitidae
Gene: cisd1
Product: CDGSH iron sulfur domain 1
Biological process (GO): regulation of autophagy
Cellular component (GO): intracellular membrane-bounded organelle; mitochondrial outer membrane
Molecular function (GO): 2 iron, 2 sulfur cluster binding
Source: RefSeq, a predicted model, not a curated record
CGCUUUUGCUGCGCAAAUAUAGCGCAUUUUUAGUCAGCUCGAAACUUAACCUUGGCCUUGAAGACGUUUGUAGAUCUUUAAACUAUGAUCGAAUAGUAAUACUAACAUACAAAAACCAAACAAACAAUACAGUCAAACAUGAGCGCGUCAAGCACCAUCAAUAAAGCUGAGGUCAUCACUGCAGUGUCUCUAUCAGUUGGAGCUGCCGCAGUUGGAGUCCUCAUUUACAAAUCAUUCUUCAGCAAAGACAAAUGUGCGAAGCCAAAGGUGAACCUUGAUCUGCAGAAAGACAACCCCAAAGUGGUACAUGCAUUUGACAUUGAGGACCUGGGUGACAAAGCUGUUUAUUGUAGAUGCUGGAGAUCCAAAAAGUUUCCGCUCUGUGACGGCGCACAUGCGAAACACAAUCAGGAAACGGGAGACAACGUUGGUCCUCUGAUCAUAAAACGCAAGGAAGCUUGAGACGUGUUGAGCAUUUCCACUGCUCAUAACCAUUCUCAGUGAUAGAGAUUAGUGUGUUGAAAUUAAUUGUCUGGUUAUGUUAUCCUGUGUUUACGUGUUUGGUAAUGUAUAGUUGACAGGGUUGAGUGAACUUGGGUCAUAGUAUAUUUAAAUCUGGGUACAAAUUAGGAAUGCAUAUCUUUUCCCCUCUUCAUUUCCAUAGAUUUAGGAUUUCAAAUCUGUGCUGGAUUAUCCAAAUGUUUAACUUGAUGUAAUGUUUCUUGGCUUGAACACUGGUAAUAAGUUGUUACACUACUGCUCAUAUCAGAUCCCAGAAAACAUAUAAGGGGGAUAUUAUGUUUUACAAGUAAAUAUGAAUGUAAAGUCAGUGUGAAAACCAAACGGUUUGCACUCUUUGGCUAUUAAUUGUCACCCGUGACCUUAAUGGAUCACCUAAUAUGUAUUUAAAGAUUUAAGUGAUCUCAAACCACUCUAUUUUUUUGAACUGUAGUCUAAUCUGGUGUGUAAUUGAUCAUUUAUUCACUUGAAUUAUAUAUAUUUUUUGCCUCUGUCAUUAAGAUGUGCUUGUGGAAAAGCUCUCUAUGUUUGUUGGUGUGUGAGGUAAUUGUCCCAGCAAGCCAGUAAAUCAGGUUUUGAGGGUUUGAUUGUAUGUUUAUUCUUCUCAUAAAAGUACACUGUCAGGUUUGAUAUUAAAUAAACAAUGUCAAACUGA